Drosophila subpulchrella is the source of this 1881-nucleotide messenger RNA. It is a transcript of the gene Cyp6a16, whose product is annotated as cytochrome P450 6A1. The record is from RefSeq and is a predicted model, not a curated record. Gene Ontology annotation, molecular function: heme binding; monooxygenase activity; iron ion binding. The transcript has 3 exons. The coding region runs from base 1 to 1494 and encodes 497 amino acids. Lineage: Eukaryota; Metazoa; Arthropoda; Insecta; Diptera; Drosophilidae.
AUGGAUUUCAUGCUUGUUUUCCUAACCUCUCUGCUCAGUUUUCUGCUGGGCUAUCUGCGCUACCGCUUUAACUACUGGGAACUGAGGGGAGUUCCGCAGCUGAGGACGCACUUUCUCUACGGGAACUUCUUCAAGAUCCAGUCGGUGCACCUCAGCGAACUCCUCCAGGAGACCUACGAUGCCUUCAAGGGAACCGCUAAAAUGGCAGGGACCUACGUCUACUGGCGACCCAUUGCCGUGGUUCUGGACCUGGAUCUGGUCAAGUCGGUGAUCAUCAAGGACUUUGGACAGUUUGUGGACCGUCGAAGCUUCCACGGCGGUGUGCUGACCUCCAAUCUGUUCAAUCUUCAGGGUGAGGAAUGGCGUGCUCUGCGGAACAAGCUAUCGCCCACAUUUACUAGUGGAAAAAUGAAGUAUAUGUUCGGAACUAUCACCAAAGUGGCACAGCAACUGGGGGAGACAUUUAAAGAACUAGUUGGAUCUCAGGGGGCCAUUCUGGAGCUCCACGAUCUGAUGGCUCGCUACACAACAGAUGUGAUUGGAAGGUGUGCCUUUGGAACCGAAAGCAACAGUCUAAAAGAUCCGAAAGCAGAGUUCCGGGAGGUAGGACGACGGCUAUUCCAAAACAACAAUAGGAGCAUCCGUUGGCGGGUCUUCAAGAUGACAUACCUUAGCUCGCUGGCCAAGCUUGGACUUCCGGUUCGAGUCUUUCAUCCGGAUAUUACCGAAUUCUUUAUCCGUGUAGUCCGCGAAACAGUGGAGUUAAGGGAGCGAGAGGACAUCCGUCGGAACGACUUUAUGGACCUUUUGCUCGAUCUGAAGAGGCAGGAAAAUGGAAAGGGACUAACCGUAGAACAGCUGGCAGCUCAGGUCUUCGUGUUCUUUGUGGCCGGAUUUGAAACCAGUUCUAGUAACAUGAGCUACGCCCUAUUCGAGUUGGCCAAAAACCAGGCUGUGCAGGAAAAACUAAGGCUGGAGAUCAGCGAUGUGAUAGAUAAACACGGUGAACUGACCUACGAGGCCAUGCUGGACAUGCCCUACUUGGACCAGACAAUCACAGAAACCCUCCGCAAGUACCCUGCCUUGGGUUCGCUCACCCGCCUGGCCUCCGAGGACUACGAGAUACCCAACAGCGACGACGGCAAUGGCGAACCCAUCAUCCUGGAGAAGGGCACCCUUGUCCACAUUCCGGUGCUGGCCAUCCACUACGAUCCCGAGAUCUAUCCGGAACCACAAGAGUUUCGACCGGAGAGGUUUUCGCCAACUGCCUGCCAGGAGCGACAUCCCACAGCCUUUCUGGGCUUCGGCGAUGGUCCGAGGAACUGCAUCGGUUUGCGAUUUGGGCGGAUGCAGGUGAAGAUGGGCCUGAUCGCGUUGCUUAACCAUUUCCGAUUCAGCCUUUCACCCGAAUCCCCCCAGCAACUGAAAGUCACCAAGAAAAACGUGAUACUGCUGCCCGGCGAGGGUGUUCGAUUGCAAGUCGAUCGAUUGUAGUCGCGCCUAAUGUAAACACCUUUCGGUGCGGGAAUAAACAAGGCUGCCUGGCUUUUCGUCAGCAGAAUAUUCAAUUAAAUUCCCCCCCAUUCGACGGUCGAUUGAAAGCCAAACCAAAAUUUAUAGCAGCCGCAAAAUCCCAGCCCAACACCCCCCUGCCAACCAUUCGCCACCCAAGGCAACUGCUCAGUUAUCCCAGAAUUCGACACCAUGGGCAUUAAAUCAACACAGGCGACAAACAGGAGGGUAUGGGAGGGGACCUGGCCAGCCAUGUGAGCCGACCAAAAGCCAUUGCGGUUCAGUUUGAUGCACUUCUCCAAUGGCCAGAACCCCCAAACACCCCCCAUCACCACCUUCAUUGAGUGUGUGUGAGUUGCCUGCAUAAAU